GGACGCCGUCCUCGCAUAAUUUAUUUAUGAAUCAGCAGCCCAAGAUGGCCGCGCUGGACGGAGCGGGCAGAGCGGAGCGAGCGGCCUUGUUAUUGUUGUUGUAGACGUUCAUUCGAGAUAUAAUGAUGUUAUCAUCGUCGUCGUCGUCAGUCUCCUCAUCGUCGUUAGCACGGUCACAUUAGUCGGUAACGACUGCGGCUAUUUUACACGCGUUCAAAGCUGCCGACGCAGCGAGGCCCUGGUGGGUUAGCGAGGAUGCCUCUGUCCAUGGAGUUGCAAUUGCAGAGCAUCUUCGACGAUGUGAUUAAAACAGAACUCAUUGAAGAGGCGUUUGCGGGCAUGUUCAUGGACACGGAAGAUGAUGAGAAAACAAAACAGAUAACUUGUCUGGCAGCCUUCAAGCUGUAUUGGAGCUCACUGACACAGGAAUCUCACGAGCAGUGCGUACAAUGGGUGGUGCGCUUCAUCCACACCCAGCACAGUCCAAAGAGAAUCUCCUUCCUGUACGACCUGAUUGCGACUGCGGUGGAGACGUCUUUACUGCCACCCAGACUCGUCUGUGAGACGCUGAUCAACUCUGAGCACCUGGAGUACGAGAAGGCUCAGCUGUGGUCACUGACAUUCAAGCUUGUGCGGAAAAUCAUCGGGGGUGUAGACUACAAAGGUGUUCGAGACUUGCUGAAGGCUAUCUUGGAGAAAAUUCAGACCAUCCCCAUCACUGUGAGCUCGUCAGUCGUGCAGCAGCUACAGACGGCGAGAGAUGUGGUGAUGUACAUACUCGACCGCAACGCAUGCCUACUGCCUGCUUACUUUGCUGUGACGGAAAUUCGAAAGCUUUACCCGGAGGGCAAGCUUGGCCAUUGGCUGCUCGGUGGACUUGUAUCCGAUUAUGUUGACAGCUUCAGACCAACUGCAAGGAUAAACUCGAUAUGUGGUCGCUGCAGCCUCUUACCGGUUGUGAACAACUCGGGAGCAAUCUGCAACUCAUGGAAACUGGACCCGACUACUCUCCGCUUCCCACUUAAAGGCUUGCUUCCCUACGACAAGGACCUCUUUGAGCCCCAAACGGCAUUGCUCCGCUACGUGCUGGAACAACCGUACUCUCGCGACAUGGUUUGCAAUAUGCUUGGCCUCAACAAACAGCAAAAGCAACGCUGCCCAGUGCUGGAAGACCAGCUGGUGGAUUUGGUGGUAGUCGCUAUGGAGCGCUCGGAGACUGAGGAGGACCGCCUGGACGACGGAGGCGCCAGCCAGCUGCUGUGGCAGCACCUGUCCAGCCAGCUCAUCUUCUUUGUUCUCUUCCAGUUCGCAAGCUUCCCACACAUGGUGCUCUCCCUCCACCAGAAGUUGGCUGGCCGUGGUUUGAUCAAGGGCAGGGACCACCUCAUGUGGGUGCUUCUGCAGUUCAUCUCGGGCAGCAUCCAGAAGAACGCUCUGGCCGACUUCCUACCCGUGAUGAAGCUCUUUGAUCUCCUGUACCCUGAGAAGGAGUGUUGCCCUGUGCAGUGCAUACCAGUGCCGGACAUCAGCAAGCCCCAGUCAACGCACGCCUUUGCCAUGACCUGCAUCUGGAUUCACCUCAACAAGAAAGCGCAAAGCGACAACUCCAAGCUGCAGAUCCCCAUCCCACACUCCCUCAAGCUGCACCACGAUUUCCUGCAGCAGAGCCUGCGCAACAAGACCCUGACGAUGACCGAUUACAAGAUCGCUCUGCUUUGCAACGCCUUCUCCACCAACUCGGAGUACUUCCCGCUGCCAAUGGGCGUACUGGUGGAGACCAUCUACGGCAAUGGCAAGUCCACAAUCCCGCUGCCCGGCACGAGCUGCAUUGCGUCGGGCUCCACGUCGCCGCUGCCUAUGAACCUGCUCGACUCCCUCACCGUCCACGCCAAGAUGAGCUUGAUCCACAGCAUCGCCACCCGUGUCAUCAAGCUCGCGCAUGCCAAGUCCACCAUCGCUCUGGCUCCGGCCCUCGUGGAAACCUACAGCCGCCUGCUGGUCUACAUGGAGAUCGAGUCUCUGGGCAUCAAAGGCUUCAUCAGCCAGCUGCUGCCCAACGUGUUCAAAUCACACGCAUGGGGCAUCCUGCACACGCUGCUGGAGAUGUUCAGCUAUCGCAUGCACCACAUCCAGCCGCACUACCGUGUGCAGCUACUCAGCCACCUGCACUCGCUCGCAGCCGUGCCGCAGACCAACCAGAACCAGCUGCAUCUCUGCGUCGAGAGCACAGCGCUACGUCUCAUAUCAGGGCUGGGCAGCUCCGAGGUGCAGCCUCAGCUGUCGCGAUUCCUCAACGACCCCAAGCAGCUGCUCUCCACCGAGUCGGAGGAGUUGAACAGAGCUCUCAUCCUGACUCUUGCGAGAGCCACGCACGUGACUGAGAAGCACAUCCUCUCAAGUUCAGAGUCUGUGUCUGGGACCUGGUGCAAGGACAUUCUACAGGCCAUCAUGACCCUGACGCCACACAACUGGGCAUCCCACACACUCAGCUGCUUUCCUCCUCCCCUCCAGGCAUUCUUCAAGCAGAACUCCGUGCCGCAGGAGAACCGCGUGAAUCUCAAGAAGAACGUGGAGGAGGAAUACCGCAAGUGGAAGGCCAUGACGAGUGAGAACGAUCUCGUCAACCACUUCACGGCGCCUGGCUCCUCCCCGCUCUUCCUCUGCCUCCUCUGGAAGAUGCUUCUGGAGUCGGACCACAUCCGCCUGGUCACGUACAAGGUGCUGGAGAGGAUCGGAGCGCGUGCCCUCGCCGCUCACGUGCGAAUGUUCGCAGACUUCCUUGUCUACGAGUUCUCCACGUCCGUGGGUGGGCAGCAGGUUAACCGUUGGAUCGAGAUCCUCAACGACAUGGUGUGGAAGUACAACAUUGUCACCCUUGACCGCCUCGUCCUCUGCCUGGCGCUGCGCUGCCACGAGGGGAACGAGGCACAGGUGUGCUUCUUCAUCAUCCAGCUCCUGCUGCUCAAGCCCAGCGACUUCCGUAAUCGCGUCAACGACUUCGUCAAGGAGAACUCGCCCGAGCACUGGCUCCAGAACGACUGGCACGCCAAGCACAUGAGCUACCACAAGAAAUAUCCGGAAAAGCUGUACUUCGAAGGCCUGGCAGAGCAGGUGAACCCCCCCGUGGCUAUGCAGCCACAGUACCUGCCCAUCUACUUUGGCAACGUUUGCCUGCGGUUUCUCCCCGUCUUCGACAUCGUCAUCCACCGCUUUCUGGAGCUGCCGCCCGUCGCAAAGUCCCUCGAGACGCUUCUCGACCACCUUGGCGGCCUCUACAAGUUUCACGAUCGUCCCAUCACGUACCUCUACAACACCUUCCACUACUACGAGCGCAAGCUGCGGGAGCAGCCGAGCCUGAAGCGCAAGCUGGUGCAGACGGUGCUCGGCUCGCAGAAGGAUAACCGCCCGCAGGGCUGGUGCCUGAGCGAGAUGUACCUCAACUCCCGUCGGGAGGGAUCGUGGACGCCCGAUGACUCCUACUACUGCAAGCUCAUGGCGCGGCUCGUAGACACGAUGGCCGGCAAGUCCCCGGGCCCGUUCCCGAACUGCGACUGGCGCUUCAACGAGUUCCCGAACCCUGCUGCGCACGCGCUGCACGUUACCUGCGUGGAGCUCAUGGCUCUCGCCGUCCCAGCCAAGGACGUGGGCAACGCCCUCGUCAACGUCGUGCUCAAGAGCCAGCCGUUGGUGCCCAGGGAAAACAUCACAGCGUGGAUGAAUGCCAUCGGCCUCGUCAUCACAGCUUUGCCGGAGCCGUACUGGAUGGUGCUGAAUGACCGCGUGGUCGGGGUGAUGAACAGCCCCCUCCUGGCGCACGAGUCCGAGUGGGUCGGCUUUCCGUUCCAGCUGUUUGACUUCACGUCCUGCCACCAGGCGUACGGCGAGAUGUACUGCAGCUACGUGCUGGCCCUGGCGCAUGCCGUGUGGCACCACUCCAGCAUUGGGCAGCUUACGCUCAUACCCAGGUUUCUAAAGGAGGUGGUGAAACCGCUGGUGAAAACCGAGGUGCAACUGCUCUACGUUUACCACUUGGUGGGGCCAUUCCUCUUGCGCUUUCUCCAGGAGCGGACACGUUGCAUGCUGGAGAUUGCGGUGGAGUUUUACGAGAUGCUGCAAGCGGUCGACCAAAACUGUAAACACAUGGGUCACAUGGACCCCAUCUGCGACUUCCUCUACCAUGUCAAGUACAUGUUUACCGGCGACAGUGUAAAAGACUCGGUGGAGAAGAUCAUCUGCACGCUUCGGCCCGCGCUGCAGCUCCGCCUGCGCUUCGUCACGCACAUCAGCAAGGUGGACCCGUCGUCGUCGUCGUCGGCGGCGGCGGCCUCUGCUGCGACGGCAGGCGGCGGAGGUGGAGCGGGCGGUGGGGGUGCCGCACAUUCGGCCACAGGUGGAGGCGGAGGCGGUGGCGGCGGCGGCGGCGGCGGCGGCGGCGGCGGCGGCGGCGGCGGCAGCAGCAGCAGCGCAUCGCCGGCCGCUUCCCACUCCGGCGCUUCUGCCGGCGCAGUGGCUAUGGUGACGGUUCAGUGAAACCAAUUUUUAAGAGCUGACGAAGGAAGGCGCGCGAACCGACUAACGAGUGGCACUCGUCUUGUAGGCACCGUGGCCUUUUGCAGGCGUGUGGCCUGUACGGAUUUCCACCCGCGUCCUGCUGUGAAUUGUCACGAUUAUGGGUCCACGGUUUGAUUUGAGAGUCAAUUAUUUCUUUUUUUAAGUUUGUGGUGAAUGUAGCACCUCUGGUAGCUACAAGGGGUCCCAUAAACCAAUUAUAUGUGACAUAAAUGAAUAAAAAAUUAGUCUUGCACACAAUUUGAUUGUACUUGUGAAAACAUUUUUAAUUAUGAACAUGGAUUUGUUACGUAAAAAUUAGUCUAUUCAAAUUAGUAUACUGCUGAUGCAUUCAUACAUGCAUUGCUUAUAAGAAUCAAUUAUUACCAUUAAAAUCUCCUUAUAUAUAAAAGGCAAA
This is a messenger RNA of Petromyzon marinus (sea lamprey), 4966 nucleotides long. It is a transcript of the gene MED23, whose product is annotated as mediator complex subunit 23. Gene Ontology annotation, cellular component: transcription regulator complex; mediator complex. Lineage: Eukaryota; Metazoa; Chordata; Hyperoartia; Petromyzontiformes; Petromyzontidae. The record is from RefSeq and is a predicted model, not a curated record. Gene Ontology annotation, biological process: regulation of transcription by RNA polymerase II; positive regulation of gene expression.